AUGGAUGGUCGCGUUGACCAUCAAGACUUUGGUCAAAUUAUCAGAAACUCUCUUUUCCAAGCGCACACAGAGGAGAACCCAAAUAACUUCACUGUACGAAGCGGUGUCGAGCAGGAGUUGUGUGGAAUUUUGGGUGGUGCCGAAGGACAUUGGCUACGAGAGCAACUUGCUGUUCAAAAGAAACUAAUGUUCGGAGAGCGUGGAAUUGAGAUUCCGAGCCGGCAAGCCCAGGCACGCUCCACAGAAGAAACACUUACAGAAGACGGAAUUGUGGAGGUUCCGCAUGCAGUGGUGGAUGACAUUGAUGAGGAGGAGCUCGACGAGGACAUUUUGCGAGUAAAGGUCGAAACCGACCGUGCAUUCUUCAAUCAUAUGCUGUUGGCAAGGCCGGCAGCUGUUCCAAUGAAUCCAGCACAAGCUAUGGAUAGAGAUGACCUUCCACUCCAAAACGGAACAUUUGUUAACAAAAACAUUAGCGAUCGUCGGGAACUGCUCUUCGGAGAUAAACUUCACAAGUUUUUGAAAAGUCAAGGUAAAAAGAGUAUCGUGGAGCUUAUGAAAGAAGCUGUCGAGGAAAGUGGAACAGAUGGAGCCCUAUUUGAUGUCUGGAAUGAUGUCACUUCAGUUUUGAAUAGAAAAACUGUUGCUGGUCGAGAUGAUGUCACCACAACUGCAAAUUUGCUGGAAGAUGCGUGUAAAUAUCUUCAAAAAGUAUUCACUGAACACAUGCAAACAGUGGUUGAGAGAAAUUUGGAAGUUGCUGAAAGAGGAGGAGUCCCAGGAACGAGAGGAUUGGUUAACGCUUUUUUAAAGGUAGGAACCGAAAAAUCGUUCCAACCAGAAGACGAUAGUAUCGAUGGUCUCCCGACAUGGCAAGUGACUUAUCAUUGUGUUCGUUCCGGCGAUAUGCAAGCUGCUGCUGAAACUCUCAAUCGUCUGAAAUCAUUCCCACAGUGCGCAACACUCGUUGCCUCACUGAAUCACGUGGCAAAACAUAAGAAAUUGGAUGCUGAAUUGAAGAAGAAGUUGAAAGUCGAGUGGAGACAUAAUGUUGGACACACGAAGGAUAAAUACAAGAGAGCUCUGUAUGCUGCAUUACUGGGAGGUCUCGAUUCGGCAGCACUUGCGGAUACAUUGGAGAAUUGGAUUUGGUUCAAACUGCAUCCACUUCAUGUUGAUCCCCAUUUGACACCAUUGUUGUUCCAGGAGGUUCAGAAGGCGGUGUCGAUUGACUACGGAGAGCAGUAUUUCAUGUCAAAUGGUCCAUCUGAGUACCAGUAUUUCUUCACGGCUCUCUGGCUCUCUGGACAGUUUGAAAGAGCGAUUUAUUUGCUUCACGAAUGCGGACAACGGGUGGACAGUGUACAUGUAGCGAUUUUGGCUCACAAACUCGGGUAUCUGAGAAUGUCGAAAAAGUCGACAGAUGAGAUGUUAGUCGUCGAUCAAAACGAUGCGACCAAAUGUCACCUGAAUCUUGCCCGUCUCAUUGUCGCUUACACGAAAAGUUUUGAACUGAUUGACGUGCCACGAUCCCUGGAUUAUUGGUUCCUUUUGAGAGGAAUCACCACUCCAACGGGAUCAGAUGUGUUCGAGAUGGCUGUUAGUCGAGCAGUUUAUUUGACAGGACAGUCUGAUGCGAUUCUCGGAAAACUGACACCCGAUGGAAGACGAGAGAAGGGAUUAAUUGAUGAAUACUUGGACGAUCCAUCAGAUGUUAUUUGUCGUGUUGCAAACGAUACGGAAUUGACAGGUGAAUGGGAUCAAGCUGUUGGUCUUUAUCUCCUUGCCUCCAAAUCUACGAAUGCUGCCAAAUUACUUGCAUCGGAAAUCAGCGAGACUCUUCGUGCAGAUAACAAGGACAAAAUUGUUGAUUUGGUUCAUGUGGCCGAACAAUUCAAACGAGUUCAAAAAGGAUGUCAAGCAUCUGAAUACGCCACUUUGUCACAUCUCAUCGAUAUUGGAUAUCUGUUUGAGCAUUGCCGAAAUGAGGAAGCCGAGACUGCUUACGGAAUCUCGUCAAAACUGCGUCUUAUCCCAACUGAACCGGAUCAAGUAACUGUCAUCGUCAACGAAUUCCAUAUGGUUCCACAAAAAGUUCGUGAAGUUCUGCCAGACCUGUGCCUCCAUCUCAUGAAGUGUCUUGUCGAUCACUGCAUUCGCCAGUCCACAACUCAAUCGAAUCGUGGUGGUGCCAACCCCCAUACUUCUAUGUUCUCCUCUUCGAAUCGCUACGUGAAGCAGAAAUUGGGUAGACACGCUUCGAACAACUGA
Molecule: messenger RNA, 2271 nt
Organism: Caenorhabditis remanei
Lineage: Eukaryota; Metazoa; Nematoda; Chromadorea; Rhabditida; Rhabditidae
Exons: 11
Coding region: 1-2271 (756 amino acids)
Biological process (GO): poly(A)+ mRNA export from nucleus; protein import into nucleus
Cellular component (GO): nuclear pore
Molecular function (GO): structural constituent of nuclear pore
Source: RefSeq, a predicted model, not a curated record